Schistocerca nitens (vagrant locust) is the source of this 1655-nucleotide messenger RNA. Its product is annotated as membrane protein FAM174B-like. NCBI's taxonomy places the organism in Eukaryota, Metazoa, Arthropoda, Insecta, Orthoptera, Acrididae. The record is from RefSeq and is a predicted model, not a curated record. The coding region runs from base 466 to 1008 and encodes 180 amino acids. The transcript is spliced from 3 exons.
UUCUAUGUAAACUCAACAUGUCGGCUGUCCCACCAGAGAAGUAAAAUGUAGUGCAUAAUCAAGGAGUUUCGUAAAUCGUGAAUAAAACUUUCAAGAACUUAUAAACAACGAAGUCAUUUCCGUGUGAUUUUUUUGAGUGAUUUGUUUCCCGAAAAGAUAGCAAGUCAUUUAAUAAUUCUGUUUCGUUAUGUACUGUCAAAUAUGCCAAGGUCUAUUUUGAGUUUGCAUUGAACUAAAAUACUUUCAGGACAAGGAAAAAAAUUGGACAGAAAUAGUUUGGAGGCUUUUCUGUUUACUUUACUUAUUAAGGGAAUUGUAGCACCUGUGUUGAUUACCAAGUGUCAAAAUUGCGAAACGUAUUUGUGUGGACUGGUAGUGCAAACGAAUGACGUAUGCUCUUGGCGUGGUAGAACGGCAGGAACUUGUAUUUCAAUAGCUAUUAAUUAUCAUAAAUGUUGCCUAACCAUGCUAGGAAACUCAAUACGUAUAACAGCCCAUAUAACAGUAUCGUGCGUGCUAUUGUGUAGUUUACUUUUAUGUAGUGCAAAGACAGAUAUUGGAAAUGCACAAGAAUCAUUCAGCAGACUUUCCCGUUCUGAACCAGCAACAGACGUCAAAUUGCAUGAAGAAAAACAGAAGUCAUCUGUAUCUGUCAGACCACCAGCACAAGACAAGAAAAAUAAAGAUGUCACUCCGCCUACGAACGUUUCACAUGCCAACAACGUGACAGUAACUGAACAAUCUGCUGGUGAACAGCCUGGUGGCAGGCCACAACGUAACUUGAAUUCCGGAGCUCUGUUACGAGGGUUUUCAGUUUUUGUUGGUCUCAGCGCCAUUGUCGUGAUAUAUAUUGUAAUAAGGGCGAUAAGUAUGAGAAGAAAGAAAACUACAGUCAGAAAAUAUGGGAUUCUGACAAACAGAGAAGAUGUGGAAAUGACCCCUCUAGGAGCAGAUGAUGAUGAAGAGGACACAACUCUAUUUGAUGUUAGUAACCAAACGAGGCCAUAAUGAUACACAUGAGUUGUGACGGGUUUUCUCAGUAAAUUUACAUAAACAUCUGUGAGACUGGAGUGCUAACUUGCUGCCACUUCUUCAUGUUAAGAGGUUUUGUGCAUUUCUUAAAGUGACUGCAGCUGUUUCGUCAGUGAUAUGGAUGACUGUUAUGAAAUGCACGUUGACCAGGCUACUUACAAAGAGAGAACUAUUUUAGUGCGUGUUGUUCUGCAACUCUUUUCCUGUCAUGCAGUAUUUGUUUACCUGUCUGCAUUAAUGGUUUACCUUAAAUAUCUCUGAGAAAAAUAGUACUCUCAGAUAAUGAAAAAAGAAAAAAAGAAGGGGGGAAAAGCUUUUUGUUGAAAAUGACAAUUGUGUAAGUGUGGAGAUAAAGGAUAACAUGACUGGUAAAAUCUGUAUUUCAAAAUGGUGGACAACAUACUUAAUUCUGCCUUUGACAAAGUAACAUUAACUAACAUUUACAAUAUUUAGACUGAAUAAUCAUUUAUUUACUUUUUAUCCAUUUCAACUGAUAAAUUGGCCUAAUGCUUCUGAAAUAGAGGAAAUGCUGUGAAAUUUUUGAUCUGUCCCAUGUUCAAAAUAUGGAGAUGUGGAAGUUGCUUCAGUCAGACAACUGGCAAAAUUUUAGAUACAUAUUUUUU